Molecule: messenger RNA, 4677 nt
Organism: Tinamus guttatus (white-throated tinamou)
Lineage: Eukaryota; Metazoa; Chordata; Aves; Tinamiformes; Tinamidae
Source: RefSeq, a predicted model, not a curated record
AUGGAGCAGAGUGGCUGGGUCCUGCUGCUUGUGGGCUUGCACGUGGUCUGUGUCGCCCGUGCCCAAUGCCCAGAGCAGUGCAAGUGCAUCCGCACAGCCCAGGUGGAGUGCUCCGGAGCCAGCAUCACGGCCGUGCCCAGCCCCAUCCCUGCAAACACCAUGACCCUGCAGAUCAUCAACACGCGCAUCACGGAGCUGGGUGCCGCGUCCUUCGGCAAUGCCUCCAUGCUGAUUGGGUUGCGCAUCGAGAAGAACGACCUGUCACGUAUCAGCCCCAGAGCCUUCCAGUACCUGCCCUCCCUGCGCUACCUCAGCCUGGCCAGCAACAAGCUGCAGGAGCUGCCCGUGGAAGUGUUCGAGCCCUUGGGCCAGCUGGAGUCACUGCUCCUGUCCAGCAACCAGAUCCUCCACGUUGAGCCCUCCCACUUCGCCCAGCUGAGCAACCUCAAAGAGCUGCAGCUGCACGGCAACAACCUGCACGAGCUGACGGAGGGGAUGUUCGACCCGCUCACCAGCCUCACCAAGCUGAACCUGGCCAGGAACAACAUCGAACGCCUGCCGCCCCAGGCCUUUGAGCGGCUGACACGGCUCCAGGUGCUGCGGCUCUAUGAGAACCGGCUCCGGCAGAUCCCUGCGGGCAUGUUUGAUGGGCUGCCCGAGCUGGAGGAGCUGGGGCUGCACCAAAACCAGUUGGAGACGCUGUCGCCAGAGCUCUUUACGCACAAUGAGCGCCUCCAGAAGCUCUAUCUCUCCAACAACCUCAUCACCGCCCUGCCCAGUGGUGUCUUCCUGCCCUUGCGUGCCCUCUCCAAGAUCACCCUGCACGUCAACCGGCUGCGGGAGAUCGCCCCUGGUGCCUUCGGACCCAUGCCCAACCUCAAGGAGCUGUGGCUCUACGACAACGAGCUCACUGGCCUCCCUGAGGGCAUCUUCAGCAACCUCACCGAGCUGCAGCUCUUGGUGCUGAGCAAGAACCAGCUGCGCUCAGUGUCAGCAGGAGCUUUCCGGGGCCUGGGCGAGCUGCUGGAGCUGUCGUUGCACACCAACGCGCUGCAGCGCCUGGACGCCGAGGCCCUUCAGGGGCUGCCCAAGCUGCAGAACAUCUCCUUGCACAGCAACCAGCUGCGGGUGCUGCCGCAGGGCCUCUUUGAGGCCACGCCGGCACUGAGGAAAGUGCAGCUGCAGGGCAAUGUCCUUGAGAAUCUGCCAGCAGGUGUCUUUGCCCCGCUGGCUGCCCUGCGGGAGGUGAGGCUGCACAACAACUCUUGGCGCUGCGAUGAGAAGAUCCUCUCCCUCAAGACAUGGCUGGAGGCCAACCAGCGCAAGGUGGGCGAGAUCCCCCCGGUGUGUGCCCUGCCGCUGCUCCUGCGGGGCGCUCCCAUCGUGGGUCUGCGGCGCGACCAGCUGCUCUCCGAUGGGCUGCCCCUGACAGCCGAGCCGGAGGGCUUCACGGCCACCUCACACCCCAGCACCACGCGCUCUGCGCAUCCACCUGGGCCAGCCUUCACGGCCACAGAGAUGGGGCGCCCCACGGGGCUACCGGCAGCCCCUGACCUUGCAGAGGAGGAGCAGGAGGAGAGGGGGCAGUGGGGGCUGACGCGGGUGCAGAGCGGGGUGGUGGUGGCAGUCAUCGUGCUGGUGUGCACUGCCCUGCUCUGCGCUCUCGUGGCACUCGUGGCCUACAGCUGUAGGAAGAAGAGCAACAUCGUGCUCAUGAGGAUGAAGUGCAGGGUGACGGUCUACGUGGGGCUGGGAUCCCUGCUGGUGGGAGGGUUCCCCCAGCCCUGCCCUCCGUCCUGCCAGUGCUACGAUGUCUCCAAAGUCUUCUGUUCGGAGGAGAGGAUGCAGGAGAUCCCCACGGGACUGCCAGGGAAUGCGACCCAGCUCUUUUUCAUGGAGACGGCACUCAGCAGCCUCCGCAGAGGGGCCCUGGGUUCCAGCACCACCCUCUCCAAGCUGGUUUUCCUCAACAACAACAUCCAGGUGCUGGAGGCUGGCAUGUUUCAGGGGCUGCCCAACCUCACAGAGCUGGAGGUCUCAGGCAACCUUGCCCUGUCGUUUGUCAGCCCCGGUUUCUUGGCUGGCCUUCCCAGACUCAGCAAGCUCUCCCUGGGAUCCAAUGCCAUCCGCUCCCUGAAGCCAGGGAUCUUUGGUGCCGUGGGCUCCUUGCAGGACCUACAUUUGCGGAGAAACAAGAUCGAGGUGCUGCCUCCCGAAAUCUUUCGUCCACUUCGACACCUCCAGACCCUGGACCUCUCCCAGAACAUCAUGACUGAGCUGCCCCCGGGUCUCUUCGCUCCCCUCACCUCCCUCCGUGUCCUGAAGCUGAGCGACAACCUGCUGGCCUGGCUGCCGUCCUGGGCCUUCAGCAGCCUGGGCCACCUCGUCGAGCUCCACCUGGGCGGCAAUCGGCUGAGGGCGCUGCCACAUGGGGGCUUCACAAGCCUCAGAGGCCUGCGGCGGCUACAGCUGCAGCACAACGCCUUGGGCAGCCUGCACCCCGACGUCUUCUCCUGCCUCUCGAACCUCACCUCCCUCAACCUGGAGGGCAACCAGCUCGCCACCCUGCCGGACACCCUCUUCUGGGGCACCCCACGGCUCCUCGACCUCUCGCUGACCCACAACUGCCUGAAGACAGUGCCUGAGGGCAUCUUUGCCAACCUCUCGGAGGUGCAGACCCUGGCGCUCUCACACAACAGCCUGGCACACCUCCCCACUGGGGCUUUCCAGGGCCUCUCGAGUCUCACGGCACUGCGGCUCAGCCACAACAACCUCUCUAGCCUGGCACCCAGGCUCUUGGCGGGGCUGCCCAACCUGGUGGUGCUGGCACUGGAGCACAGCAGCCUGCCACGACUGCCCCCGGGGCUCUUCAACAGCAAUGAGGAGCUGGCACGUGUUGGGCUGGUGGGCAACCCCUGGAUGUGCGACUGCCGCCUCGCCUACCUCCUGGGCUGGCUGCGGGAGUUCGCCGACCCUCUGCUCCGCCUGCGCCUGCCCAAGGCCGCGGCAGCGGGGCUGCCCUACCAGGGUGCCUGGGUGCUGCGCUCCAGCUGCGGCGCGCUGCACGUCAGCGUCAGCAUCGCAGUGCCGCGCAGGGAAGAGCCCAUGGGUGGAGGGACCGCUCGUUUGGAGGCCUCGCUCCGCGUUUGGCUCGGCUUGCCUCUGAAGUGGCUGGAGGGGGUGCCCACACUGGAUCAGAAGUGCUUGGCCAAGAUGAUGUACCAGCAUUUCCUUUUCCUUUUCUUCCUCUCCUUCCAUCCCUAUAAAUGCCAGGAACAAAUCUUGAGUCAGGAUCAGUAUGAAACCCCCAAGGAUUACCAAGAGGUCUACAGAGGGAACAAAAAUGAUGUCAAAGAGAUCCCAAAGAUUGCAAAGCCCUUCAUUUCUGAGAUGAUCUUUGUACAGACUAGCAUCACUGAUAUAAGAAAAGGUGCCUUCAGAUACAUGCCCAACCUGAAUAAAAUUCUGUUUAUUGGCAACCAAAUCAAGACAGUUGAACCAGGAGCCUUUGACGGUUUGGAGAAGCUGAGGGAUUUGGAGAUCUCUGGUGCCUCAUUAGAAGAACUAGCCGUGGGAACUUUCCAAAACCUUCCGGGCUUGCAGAGACUGGAGCUGAGAGACAGCCACAUCAGGCAGAUCCCCAAAGGACUGUUUGAUGGUCUGGAGAAUUUAGGAGAGCUCUCCCUGCACAUCAAUGCAAUCCCUUCUCUCCCAGAAGGCAUCUUUGAUUCUCUUACCAAUCUCACUUUUUUGGACUUGGCUAGAAAUAGGAUCAGGACUCUUCCUGAGGACGUCUUUAGCAAGCUUGCCCAACUGCAAGUCCUACGGCUGUAUGAGAAUGAGCUGCAGGACCUCCCGGAGGGGUUACUGGAUGGUCAGUUGGGGCUGCUGGAGCUCAGUCUCCAGAGGAACAGACUCAGUGUGCUGCCAACCACCCUCCUGAACAACCUGCCCCAGCUGGAGAAACUCCUCUUGGACAACAACCUCCUCAGGAUUCUCCCACUUAAAGGCUUUUUUGGUUUAAAAAAAUUGAAGCUACUGACACUGGGUUCAAACCACAUUGUGGAGCUUCCCAGCUGCCUUUUCGAUGUCAUGCCACAGCUCCGGGAGCUGGACCUGGGCAGGAACAGUUUGAUCACACUUCCAGAUGGCAUCUUUAGAAACCUCACAUCUCUCAGCAAACUUAUCUUGUCCCAGAACAAGCUAACAGCCCUACCAAGAGGAGCCUUCACUGGGCUCAGCAAGCUCUCAGACCUCCAGCUGGACACAAACCAGCUCUCUGCUCUGGACAGCAAGGUCUUUGUUUCUCUUAUAAAUCUGAAAACUCUCAACCUUAGAAAGAACCAGCUGGAGAAUAUCCCUCAUGGGCUCUUGGACCCGCUGGAAAGACUCAGCUCACUGUAUCUCAGCGGGAACCCAUGGAGAUGUGACUGCAACCUUUUCUACCUGCAUAACUGGAUCCAGGGCAACACUGAGAAAGUUAAAUUGCCCACCCAGGUUGCAUGCAAGAGUCCACCCCACCUGGCAGGAGGAGACCAGACGGAGGAAUGUGAGAUCACCAUGUGCGGAUCUGAGGACCACACACACCUCUACAGUAGCUGGCUCCUGGUGGCCAGGUUGGAGGCCUGGUGUCACCCCACGGGAUUCAGCUCCAGGGAGGCCAAGAGGCAUCUGUGA